UGUCCCACGAUCCCAUGGUGUGUCCCCCGCAGCCCGUUUCACCGGCCGUCCUGUAUUCCAGGAGGCCGGCAUCUUCAGUGUGGGCACCCGGCUGUGACAGCUUGCGUCUUCACAGCCGGGUACCCACUGCGCAUGCGUGAGUAUUGCUGAGCUUCAUGAAUGUUCCUGUAGUCUUCUGGGACCUGUCACGUGUCCCAAAAGACUACAGGGAGGGAGGGAGGACACCUUCCGCUUCCGAUAGCCUAGGUGAUUGGACUGGAAGUGGGUGCGGGUACCUGUC
This is a messenger RNA of Staurois parvus, 280 nucleotides long. The record is from the annotation of a GenBank genome assembly. Lineage: Eukaryota; Metazoa; Chordata; Amphibia; Anura; Ranidae.